Molecule: messenger RNA, 2036 nt
Organism: Brassica rapa (field mustard)
Lineage: Eukaryota; Viridiplantae; Streptophyta; Magnoliopsida; Brassicales; Brassicaceae
Product: cyclin-dependent kinase C-2
Biological process (GO): protein phosphorylation; positive regulation of transcription elongation by RNA polymerase II
Cellular component (GO): nucleus; cyclin-dependent protein kinase holoenzyme complex
Molecular function (GO): ATP binding; RNA polymerase II CTD heptapeptide repeat kinase activity
Source: RefSeq, a predicted model, not a curated record
AAACCGAAAAACGCUAAGAAGCUUAGGGUUUCUCAGCGAAGGGGGAGCGGCGACGAGGGCGGAGCCAAAUACGAUUCAUCGGUGGAGGAGAAAGAAUGGCGAUUGCGGAUUUUGGGCAGUUGAAUAUGGAGGAGCCACCUCCGUUCUGGGGAUCUCGUGGCGUCGAUUGCUUCGAGAAGCUUGAACAGGUCGGCGAAGGCACUUACGGCCAAGUUUACAUGGCUAGAGAGAUUAAAACUGGCGAGAUCGUGGCUCUUAAGAAGAUCCGUAUGGACAAUGAAAGAGAAGGGUUUCCCAUCACAGCCAUCCGGGAGAUCAAAAUUCUGAAUAAGCUGGAUCAUCCAAACGUCAUUCAUUUGAAAGAGAUUGUUACUUCGCCUGGUAACAAGCAACCCAACCUCAAACUAAGUUUGAUAUUUGAUUCUUAUGUCUUUUUUUUUGUUUGCUUUACUGAAGGUCGAGAUAGAGACGAUCAAGGAAAGCCAGAUAAUAACAAAUACAAGGGCGGAAUCUACAUGGUCUUUGAGUACAUGGAUCAUGACUUGACUGGACUCUCUGAUCGUUCUACACAGGGAUUUACUGUUCCUCAAAUCAAGUGUUACAUGAAGCAACUGCUCACCGGGCUUCACUACUGUCAUAUUAAAAAAGUUCUUCAUCGUGAUAUUAAAGGUUCCAACCUCCUUAUUGACAACGAGGGUAACUUAAAGCUUGCGGAUUUUGGGCUUGCACGCUCCUAUUCUCAUGAUCAUGAUGGAAAUCUUACAAACCGUGUCAUCACUUUGUGGUAUAGGCCCCCUGAGUUGUUACUCGGUGCUACAAAAUAUGGACCAGCUAUUGACAUGUGGUCAGUUGGUUGCAUAUUUGCUGAGCUUUUGAAUGGGAAACCAAUCUUGCCUGGCAAAACCGAGACUGAACAAUUGACUAAGAUUUAUGAACUUUGUGGAUCACCUGACGAAAACAACUGGCCUGGUGUUUCGAAGAUGCCUUGGUUUGACCAACUGAAAUCACCUCGGCCCUUGAGAAGACGUUUAAGGGAGAUCUACCGAAACUUUGACCGCCAUGCCCUUGAACUACUGGAAAGAAUGUUGGUGCUUGACCCGUCUCAGAGAAUAUCUGCAAAGGAUGCUCUUGAUGCAGACUACUUUUGGACGGAUCCGUUGCCGUGUGAUCCAAAGAGUCUACCCAAAUAUGAAUCAUCACAUGAGUUCCAGACAAAGAAAAGGCGGCAAGAGAUGCGUCAUAACGAGGAAGCAGCCAAAAAGCAGAAAAUGCAGCAUCCACAGCAGCACUCUCGUUGGCCUGCACAGCAACAUGGUGUUGGUCAGACUCAUGCCGCUCCACACUGGCCUGCCGGACCUAACCACCCUAUUAACAACGGACCACCACCUCAGAUACCUGCUGGUGGACCUAGUGGUCAUCACUACUAUCAAAAUCCCCGUGGUCCCGCACCUGGUUCAAACGGGUACCAUACUAGCGGAAACCAAACUGGAGGGUAUAAUAACCGGAGCCGUGGAGGUUACAGCAGCGGUUCAUUUCCUUCACAAGGUCGAGGUGCACCAUAUGGCGCCGGUCCUAGCGGUGGCUAUGGUGUUAGACCGCCUAACUACUCACAAAGUGGUGGUCAGUAUGGUGGCUCUGGAAGAGGACAGAAUCCAAUGGGUGGUGCUAGAAACCAACGAUAUGGAGGAUGGCAAUAGUAAGCAAAGAGAGAGAGAGAGCUCAAAGACUGUCUUGUCAUAUGGUGUGGUCUUGGCUCGAUGUCUCAAAGGCAGUUGUGAUAUUAGUUAUGAAAACUUUUUUUAUCGAGAAACAAAGUCUAUUUACUGAAGCGCUGCUACUCUCUUAGACCUGAUUCAUCUUUCUGCUCAUCACACCCAUUUGUAUAGCUUACAGCAUGAUUGGUCCACAGCACCCAUUGUCAAACAAUUAUGGUGCCCAAGGUGAUGACUCUAUCUAUAGCCAGUUAUGUUGUUUUUUUUGCUUCUCCGGAUUUUUGGUCCUGUCCAGAAUGAUUAUGUAUCAACUUCUUAGUCUUA